Marchantia polymorpha subsp. ruderalis is the source of this 3829-nucleotide messenger RNA. The record is from the annotation of a GenBank genome assembly. Lineage: Eukaryota; Viridiplantae; Streptophyta; Marchantiopsida; Marchantiales; Marchantiaceae.
GAGUUCCCCGCCGCUCCGCUCCCUUCCCUCUUCCAAACCCUCGCUCCUCCACCCAGCGCACUCUGCAUCGCUGUCUGUGAAAUUCUACCAUUCUCUCCGCGAAUGCUACAACUGCUCGACGCAGUCCUACACAUCGACGUGACCUCAUCGGUUCGGCGCGAAUUUCCUUUGUGUUUUUCAUUUCUUGUAUCGUCUUCCUGGGAGGGCCGGGAGAGAUUCAAGUCGGGUUGGUCUGUAGGUUGAGAGAGCAUUGCGGUUCAUACGGUCGUCAAGCAAUCGGACGCGGCGGAGAGCGACGGAGCGAGAGGAAGGGGAUCGCAAGAGUGAGCGGAUGAGUGCUUUGUUUGUUCUGAGGGAAUUGGACCGUGGAUCUGGUUGCGAGUGGAGCCGAGUGGGGCUCACUGGAUCGCAGCGUGCUUUUCCUUGGAGGAAGUCUGGCGAAUGAAUCGGAAUCUCGGAGGAGGUCCCGACAGGUCGAAGGGGGCUUUCGUGGUGACCGACUAGAGAGGACUUUCGUCAACUUCCAGAAAAAAAAAUUUACGAGGGAGGAGGAGUCCCUCGCUGUACAAACCACGCAGAGAAGGCGCGUGGGAAAUGGUCGGCCGUCGCGCCGGCGUGCCUUUUGCAUCUUCUGAGGAGAAUCGAAGGCAGAUGUCUUGUUCUGCAAGCAUACGCAGAAGGAGAACUAGUAGGGACAGCAGAGGCGCAACGAGGAAGGCGCUCACUUAGAACAGCAGGAGCAGGAGAAGACGCAGGAGCACUUGCAAUCACCGUCACCCCGACGCUCGAAUCGCAGACCGAACAGAUCGACACUCCGUGUGCGCGCGCGAUUGAUCGACCGGGUGACAAACAGGGAUGUUUUGCUGGGGAAGAAAUAGCAAAAGCAAGCAGGACCAGGACGGGGACGAGGGAAGAAUGUACGCCCGUCGAAUGUCCACGACAUGGUGUCACGAUCGUGAUAAAUCCUCGAUUGCUCGUCGUCGUCGGGACCUCUAGCCCGGGAGACAGACGCGCACACGAGCAAGCUGCACAUCCUGCAAAUCCAGGACCUGGAACGAGAUCCAAUCCGCAUCACCAGGGCAGGAAUUCCUUCGAUUCCUUCGAUUCGUUGAGCAGGGCAGGAAUUCCUUCGAUUCUGAAGCAGCAGCGAGGCCGGCGAGAUGGGGCUGGAUAGCUCGGGGCGAGGCGGGGCGGCGGCCAUGGACGAGGGAGGAGGAGGGUACCUGGUGGCAGCACGGGCGACGCUGAUGCAGACGAUGGAGAGGACGAAGGAGAUGGAGGCGGGCAUCGCCAGAUCGCGGCAGAAGCUGCAGGGCAUGCGCGAGGCGCUGCCGGCGCUGGAGGCCGCCAUGCGGCCGCUGCAGGCGCAGGCGCUGCUGCAGAAGGGGCUGGGCGCCAAGAUCGACCGCGCCUCGCAGCCGGCCGAGCAGGUGCUGAGGACCUUCGAGGUGGUGCGCAGCUUGGAGCGCAUCCUCAAGGGCGAGCCGCGCCACGACCUGCCCGAGUACCUGGCCUCGCUGUCGCAGCUCGAGGAGGCCAUGGGCUUCCUCUCGGGCAACUGCGUGCGCGCCGUGCAGUGGAUCAGCGACGCAGUCAGCUUCCUGGCCAGCAGCAAGACGGCCGACAAGUAUCGCAUGUACCGCCUCAACGAGCGCCUGGCCAGCGUGCUCCAGGACAUGCAGUCCGAGGCCGACCGCGGCAGUAACUACGACAUGGGCCUGCUCCAGGUCGCACUCGGUAAGCUCGACCUCGAGUUCCGUCGCAUCCUCCUCCAGCAUAGCGCCCCGCUCCCCCCGUCCGAACUCGUCCUCCCGCCCCCGCCCACCCCCGCGCCAGCGCCAGCCGAUUCGAAUUCGGAAUUCGGCGCGGGCGUGGGCGUUGAGGAGGAGCCGGUGAGCGCACCGUUGCCGGUGCUGAUGCCGGCGGAGGUGACGGAGACGUUGCGGACGAUAGUGGAGAGGCUGGAAGGGCACAGGUGGACGGACAACGUGCUGGAGAUAUACCGGGAGAGCCGGUUGGCGCCGAUUCGGCAGACGGUGCAGGAGCAGAUGAGGGCGGAGUACCUGGUACACGGGAGCGCGGAGAAGAUCGACAAGCUGGCGUGGGAGGAGCUGGAGGGGAUGAUUGCGCAGUGGACGCAGCACGUCCAGGUGGCGUGCCGCGUGGUGUUCAAGGCGGAGCGGCGGCUGUGCACGCGCGUGUUCGCCACGGUGGAGAAGGAGAGGUGGAUCCGGUGCUGGGGCCGGCUGGGCGCGGCCGGGUUCCUGCCCUUCCUGGCCUUCGGCGAGGGCGUGGCGCAGAGCGAGACGGCGCCGGCCAAGCUGUUCAAGCUGCUGGACAUGUACGAGACCAUGGACCAGCUGCUGGCCAGCGUGUUCGAGGUGUUCGAGGGCGCUGACGCGGCGCUGGGCGAGAUCCGCGUGCGCGCGCGCGAGCUCCAGCGCAAGGUGGUGGUGCGCGCCAGCGAGACGCUGGCGGAGUUCGGGCGCAGCGUCGAGGAGGGCGCGGGCGACGCGCCGGCCAACGGCGAGCGGUCGCGCCUCUGCAGCUACGUGGUCAACUACGUCAAGUACCUGGUCAGCGACUUCUACGGGCCCAUCAUGGCCAAGGUUCUACGCGUGCACAACCGCCGCGACGGCGAGGGCGACGAGUCGCGCGACCGGGACAGGUGGCUGGCGGCGGGCGUGCAGCGGAUGAUGCAGGCGCUGGAGAAGCACGUGACGCGGCAGGGAAAGUCCUACGAGGACGCGUCGCUGGGCCACAUCUUCAUGAUGAACAACCUCUGGUACAUGGUGUCGCGGGUCAAGGACUCGGAGCUCGGCCCGCUGCUGGGCGACGCCUGGGUUAAGGACACGCGUGGCAAGGUGCGUCAGCACACGCUGUACUACCAGCGCGAGACGUGGGGCCGCAUGCUGGCCUUCCUGACGCGCGAGGGCCUGGCCGUGUCCAGCGGCAACCGCGGCGCCACGCGCGAGCUGGCGCGCCAGCGCGUGCGCAGCUUCACGCAGAGCUUCGACGAGGUGACGCUGCGGCACGGCAAGUGGGUCAUUCCCGACGCCGAGCUGCGCGAGGGCGUCGAGCUCGCCGUGGCGCAGAUGGUGGUGCCCGCCUACCGCAGCUUCAUCCAGACCUUCCGCAGCCUGCUCGACCCCGGCUCGACCGUCGGCUCGCGCCACAUCAAGUACUCGCCCGAGGAUCUAGAGCGCAUUUUAGACGAUUUGUUCCAAGUUAGAAGAGCUCAGGAUAGUAAACCGCGCAACGGAACGACUGACGGCAACCUUGGGGACGGAUGAUGAUGAUGAGGAUGAUGAAGGGUGCAGACGCACACACGAAUACAAGGAGCACAUCAAGUUCAAGAAACAACAUGCUUUGAAGAGACUUAAUUUGUGGGUCUUCGUCUCUGGCUACAUACAAGAUUUAUUUCUGCUUAGAGGGUAGCCUCCCGUCAACUAAAUGAUGGCGAAGCUGCUGAUUAGAAUCGUUACGUUAAUCAAUGGUGUUGACCGAAAGCUCCUGUGUUUUCUGCCUGAUGCGAGAGGUCGAGUCGAAUGAACGCUACCCAGGUGUUUGUAAUUAUGACAUUAGAGUUAGUUGACUGCCAGUGUAUAGAGACCUCAUUAAUUGUGAGAAGAAGAAUGUAUUGGGUCAUUUGUCAAUCAAAUACACAGGACAGGUAUAGCAAGUACGGCAUGGGAGGAGAGCUUCACAGUUGUUCACUUUGACUGGAAUACCCUUCUAGGCUGUAGGUAGAUAGAUACUUGCAGGAAAAGUACAUCGGUUCAAGGUAGGUCAGUGUGGGCACUGUACAAUAUAAAUUAUAGCAUCUUUU